CACAAGUCUAACUGUAUCUGAUUAGCGCAUCUCUAGCGGUCUGUCGUCUUAGUCGCGCGCCUGGUCUCAAACGCGGUUUCUUCGCCAACGAACGCGUUCGAUCUCACACUUUCCCACCCACAUCAACCUAAGACACCAAUAUCAAACUCUGUUGCACUCAUAACUCAUCUUCUGCAUCCGCAACUUCGUACAAGCCGUACAUUUGUACAGCCAGCCGUUCAAUACGAUGUCUGUGGUUUCAUUGCUCGGCGUUAAUGUUCUCAACAACCCCGCCAAAUUCGGCGAUUCGUAUGAGUUCGAGAUCACUUUCGAGUGUUUGGAGCAACUCCAGAAGGACCUAGAAUGGAAGCUCACCUACGUCGGUUCAGCCACCUCUGACGAGCACGACCAAGAACUCGACUCCCUCCUCGUUGGCCCUAUCCCCGUCGGCGUCAACAAGUUCAUCUUCGAAGCCGACCCACCGGACACCAAGCGCAUCCCCGACGCUGAGAUCCUUGGCGUCACCGUCAUCCUCCUCACCUGCGCCUACGAUGGCCGCGAGUUCGUCCGCGUCGGAUACUACGUCAACAACGAAUACGACUCCGACGAGCUCAACGCUGACCCGCCCGCGAAGCCACUCCUCGACCGCGUCCGCAGGAACGUGCUCGCUGAGAAGCCCCGCGUUACUCGCUUUGCAAUUAAAUGGGACUCGGAGGAAUCCGCACCUGCUGAAUUCCCACCUGAGCAGCCAGAGGCCGACUUGGUAGCCGAUGGUGAGGAGUACGGCGCCGAGGAGGCUGAGGACGAAGAGGAGGAGGAGGAGGCUGCCGAGAGAGCUGGUGAGGCUAACGGCGCUGCCGAAGGCGAUGAUGAGGCUAUGGCUGGCGUUGAGGGCGUCGCCCCAGCUGAAGAGGAAGAUGAUGAGGGAAGCGAGGAUCUCGAGGGCGAGAGCAGCGGCAGCGAGGCUGAGGAGGAGGAGGAGGAAGAGGGUGAGGGUGAGGGCGAGGCUGAUGAUGGCAUGGAAGUUGACGAGCCUGAGAAGGCUGCCAACGGCACCAAGGUGGCUGUGUCUGACGCCGUCAUGUCCCAUUAGUGGAGAAGUUACGAUACCCCCCUACGCCGUUUACUGGAUGAAAGGAUGUCAUAACUUCUUUAGGGAAUCUUGUUCUUUAGAUGGGUUCGGAUUUACCGCUUGGAGUAUUUCAGCGUAGAGUCUUUAGUUGAUGUUCUGAG
This is a messenger RNA of Pseudogymnoascus verrucosus, 1212 nucleotides long. RefSeq names its product Histone chaperone asf1 (gene ASF1). The record is from RefSeq and is a predicted model, not a curated record. Gene Ontology annotation, molecular function: histone binding. Lineage: Eukaryota; Fungi; Ascomycota; Leotiomycetes; Thelebolales; Thelebolaceae. Gene Ontology annotation, biological process: nucleosome disassembly; DNA replication-dependent chromatin assembly; nucleosome assembly. Gene Ontology annotation, cellular component: nucleus. The transcript has 5 exons. Bases 227 to 1072 code for a protein of 281 amino acids.